Messenger RNA from Anisakis simplex (herring worm), 2310 nucleotides. The record is from the annotation of a GenBank genome assembly. Lineage: Eukaryota; Metazoa; Nematoda; Chromadorea; Rhabditida; Anisakidae.
AUGGUUGUCGAUAAAAGUGUGGCCAAUAAUGUGUUGCCGUAUGCAAAAGAGGCAGCUAACGAUGUUUCGUGGCGUGAUAAAGGCGCCGUUGCUGGAUCAGCACACGAGUUUCGUGAAAUCAGGAUACCGGACGGUAAGCCGAUUGACAAUAUUCUGGCUGCGAUUGGAGGUAUACCGUUGGUGAAACUCAAUAAAAUACCCAAAUCGCUUGGCAUUGAAUGCAACGUUUAUGCAAAGAUCGAGUAUUUGAAUGCGGGUGGUUCAACUAAGGAUCGAAUCGCCGAGCGUAUGGUGGAUAUUGCCGAAAAGACUGGUCUUCUAAAGCCUGGAAUGACCCUUAUUGAGCCAACGUCCGGCAAUACGGGUAUUGGACUGGCGUUGGUGGCUGCAGUGAAGGGCUAUCGUUGCAUCAUUGUCAUGCCGGCAAAGAUGAGCAAAGAGAAGGAAGUAACACUACGCGCUCUCGGAGCCGAAAUCAUACGUACGCCAACAGAUGCCGACUAUGCAAGUCCUGAAUCACACAUCAGUACGGCAUUUCGUCUACAAAAAGAAAUGCCAAAGCAAGCGGUCGUGCUUGAUCAGUAUUUGAACCCGGGUAAUCCAAUCGCUCAUUAUGAAGGCACCGCUGCUGAGAUUUUGAUGGCUCUUGAUAAAAAAGUGGACAUGGUAGUGAUUGGAGCAGGCACUGGAGGUACAGUCACUGGGGCUGGACGUCGUAUCAAAGAGGAAUGCCCAAAUGCUAAGGUGAUUGCUGUCGAUCCACAUGGAUCAAUCUUGGCUGAUCCAACUAAUGAACAAGCUGAUUUCUACGAAGUCGAAGGCAUUGGCUAUGAUUUCAUACCAGCAGUACUCGAAUUUUCACACAUCGAUAAGUGGGUCAAAACAUCCGAUGGAGAGGCAUUCAGGAUGGCCAGACGCUUGAUUCGCGAAGAAGGUAUUCUGUGCGGCGGCAGUUCCGGAUCGGCCAUGGUUGCCGCUAUGCAAGUUUGCAAAGAGUUGAAGAAAGGUCAAAACUGUGUCGUUAUUCUUCCGGACGGUAUUCGAAACUAUAUGUAUGUACUACUGCUACUGCUACUCCUUAUUAUAAACCUGUCCAGGCUUAGGCUUAUGACAUCAAAGCAUGCGAAUGCAUCCACUCCAAAGCGAGCACACUACAAUUCUCUAGUCAGCAAUGUAAUCCACCAUCCUUUCAGGGAUCACCCCUUUAAAGAUGGUCUCAAAUAUCGUCCCGACAAAGUGGUCAAAUGUCACUGGAGCACGCUACAUCCCGAGCAAAAUGAAUGCCCAAUCGCGUUCAGACCAUGGCCAGGUGCACCAAAUCGGGCCGCAGGCGAAACCAAUGCAAUGGCUCGGCUUAAACCAUUUCGACGGCCGAUGCUUCUCGAUUCAGUGCUUCAAGCGAUUGGUAAUACCCCAUUGGUACGACUCAACAGAAUACCACAAUCAUUUGGUGUCAAAUGCAAAGUUUAUGCUAAAUGUGAAUUUCUGAAUGCGGGCGGAUCGAUUAAAGACCGUAUAGCGUUACGUAUGGUCGAACUGGCCGAGCAACAGGGUCUUCUAAAGCCUGGAAUGACCAUUAUUGAGCCAACGUCCGGUAAUACGGGUAUUGGACUGGCGUUGGUGGCUGCAGUGAAGGGCUAUCGUUGCAUCAUUGUCAUGCCGGCAAAAAUGAGCAAAGAGAAGGCUGAUACGCUGCAAUUACUCGGCGCCGAGGUGGUACGAACGCCAACGCAUGCCGCAUUCAACAGUCCCGAUUCGCACAUCGGUGUUGCGAUCCGAUUACGAGAACAAAUCCAAGGAGCAAUUAUACUUGACCAAUAUGUUAAUAUGGGUAAUCCGCUGGCUCACUACGAUGGCACAGCUGAAGAGAUACUGUAUGCGUUAGACGAUAAGGUUGAUAUGGUGGUCGUGGGCACGGGCACCGGUGGAACGGCGUGUGGAAUCUCGAAGAAGGUCAAAGAAAUUUGUCCACAAUGCAAGAUUGUCGGCGUGGAUCCAGAAGGCUCAAUACUGGCUGAUCCUACACAAAAAGAAACUUCAUUCUACGAGGUGGAAGGUGUCGGAUACGAUUUUGUGCCGACGGUUUUGGAUCGGGAUAUGGUAGAUGAAUGGAUCAAGAGCACUGAUAAAGAGUCGUUCGAGAUGGCCAGACGUCUGAUUCGCGAAGAAGGUCUGCUGUGCGGAGGCAGUUCGGGUGCGAACGUUUCGGCAGCCAUGAGAGCAGCCAAAGCGCUCAGCGAGGACAGUGAAUGCGUUGUGAUUCUACCCGACGGAAUCAGAAACUACAUGUACGUUAGUUCAUUCCUCUGA